CGCCUAUUUUCACAACCUCCCAUCAUACACAAUGACAUUCGCGUGGAAAGCGUCAGGUCUCACCUACAACAAGUACCUCUCGGUCGCAGCACGAGUCGUUCGACGAAGCUUGAAGGAUGACAAGCGAUUGGCAGCUGAGAGAAGAGGGGAGAUGGAACUGAGAUUCGCCAAGUGGAAUAACGGAAAGCAAGGCGAUAACAAGAGUGUUGCGGAUGCAAACGCUGCGUCGAUGGCAGAAGCUAGCACGCAGUCAUCGUAGGUGUAUAGAGACGUUGAGGGAUGGAAGAGAGGCGGGUGGGAGAGCUUUGCGGGAUGAGCAGUAGAAAGGGAUUGUACAUUGUAUCAUUUGAUGCCUAGGGGGCUCAUCAAUUCGAAAAUCGUUCGACUAGCAUCCCCUGUGCCUUGUUUCGAUGUGAUAUGAGAAGUGAGGAGCGAUACAUAUGCUCACACUUGCUCCAAAGAAUCAAGUUCCGGCCGGACGGAGUUGCUGGAGUAUGAUACCGAAGACUAUGCGUACUCCUGUUUGAAAUUUAAAGGGGCUAAAAGGGCUAGAAUCCCAGCAGAAGGAUCUUUAGGUG
Messenger RNA from Hyaloscypha bicolor E, 578 nucleotides. RefSeq lists its product as uncharacterized. Gene Ontology annotation, cellular component: mitochondrial inner membrane. The transcript is spliced from 3 exons. Gene Ontology annotation, biological process: proton motive force-driven mitochondrial ATP synthesis. Bases 32 to 259 code for a protein of 75 amino acids. Lineage: Eukaryota; Fungi; Ascomycota; Leotiomycetes; Helotiales; Hyaloscyphaceae. Gene Ontology annotation, molecular function: proton-transporting ATP synthase activity, rotational mechanism. The record is from RefSeq and is a predicted model, not a curated record.